GGGAGACCUGGGAGCUCUCCCCAAAAGGAAUCUGUUGUCUCCACAGUUGGACAAAACAAAUAAUUGCCACCUCCACUAUGAAGCUGCUGAUAUUCCUCAUGCUCACUGCCCUUCCCCUCUACUGCUAUGCAGGUUGUGGAUGCAAUCUUCUGGAAGAUUUACUUACCAAGGCACUGGAUUCUUCUAUGACCCCUGAAGAAUAUUUGUCGCAUUUUCACGAAUUCAGAGAGCAUGAGGACACUCUGAGGGCUUUACAUACCCUGAAGCAAUGUUUAAAUCAUCAGAGUGAAGAUGUUCUGGAGAGCAAUAGAAUAUUCAUGAAAACAAUAUAUAAUUCUGCAUCGUGUUCUGCUUUUUAACUUUCCACAAGAUCUUCGACUCAAAGGACAGCACAAAUGCUCCAGAACCAAAAUCUCAUUGAGACUCAGUAUACCUCUCAGUCUUUCUUUGAAUUUGACGUAAAUUGAGUUUUGGUCUGUAAAAAAUUGUUGAAAUCUCAAAUACAUUUUCAUUUCAAUAAACUAUUUACAACUCUAAA
Messenger RNA from Sorex fumeus (smoky shrew), 538 nucleotides. It is a transcript of the gene SCGB2A2, whose product is annotated as secretoglobin family 2A member 2. Gene Ontology annotation, biological process: androgen receptor signaling pathway. Lineage: Eukaryota; Metazoa; Chordata; Mammalia; Eulipotyphla; Soricidae. The record is from RefSeq and is a predicted model, not a curated record. Bases 78 to 359 code for a protein of 93 amino acids. The transcript has 3 exons.